AUGUCUAAUGUGACCAAUACUUCAGCUGAUAGUUCUCCAUAUGAGAGCAAGGAAAAUUCAAUUGCAUCUUCAUCAACAGUUACAAAUAAUCAUGCCAACGUUGUUGUAGAGAAUGAGGAAGAUGAAACCGCCACAGACCAAUCCAACAACCCUGAACUCCUUGAGAAACUGAAACAAGUACAACAAAAGAUAAAAUUACUGACAAGCAAAGACGAAGGUAGAGAUGAACUUCUCCAAGAUUAUAUUAAAGGAUACAAGGAACAGAUAUCAUUAUUUGACAGUUUAAAGCAACGAAAGCUUUUUCUUGCUGCUCAAUUCAGAGAAUUGCAAAUGAGAAAUAUUGAAGAAACAUAUAAUAGUGAUGUACAACAAGCAAAAUCUGAUUAUGAGAAUGAUAUAAGUACAUAUGUUGAAAAGUUAUUAAAUCAGGCGCUAGAGGAAGAGAAACGGAUAUCUGAAGAGCUGAAAGGCAUCACUCCCAUCCGAAAAGAGGGAUCUGAUUCUGCACAAAACGAUGAAGACAAAAAACCUGGACGAAAACUCACCCGAAAUCGAAGAGGAGCAGCAUCCAGCACUGAAAAAUGGUCCAAUGUCAUCAACAUGUCAUACGAAACCUAUAGCAAAAAGAAGAGAUUACCUUGGUCUUUGGAAGGAAUGAAUUUCCAAUUGUCAACAGAUGAAAUUAAUCAAGACUUGAAAAAGAUGAAAUAUAAUUAG
Molecule: messenger RNA, 717 nt
Organism: Naegleria lovaniensis
Lineage: Eukaryota; Heterolobosea; Eutetramitea; Acrasida; Naegleriidae
Exons: 1
Coding region: 1-717 (238 amino acids)
Source: RefSeq, a predicted model, not a curated record